AUGGCACCAACCACAGUCCUCAUCACCGGCGCAAACAGAGGCCUAGGAAAAGGCCUCCUCCAGCGGUACCUCGCACUUCCGGACCACAUCGUGAUCGCAGCCAACCGCGACCCAACCCAACCAACAUCGCAGGCCCUCAGUGACCUACCCAAAGCUGAAGGAAGCAAGCUCAUCGUGGUCAAGAACGAUGCUUCCGUCGAGAAGGAUGCUUACGACGCCGUAAAGGAGCUACAGGAAACCUACGGCAUCACCUACCUCGACAUCGUUAUCGCUAACGCUGGCAUCUCGUACGCCUGGCCGACAGUGGCCGAGCUAAAGAUUGCCGAUCUCCAGGCGCACAUGGAACCCAACGUCUACGGCGUCGUCGCGCUGUAUCAAGCUACGCGCCCACUGCUGCGGAAGUCAUCCAAGGAACCCAUGUUUGUGCCGAUGGGUUCGACGGCUGGGUGUAUAGAGAACCAACCUACCAUCCCCAACGCUGUCUACGGCCCGUCCAAGGCCGCGGUGAACUGGCUCACGAUCAGGAUGAACGCCGAAGAGGACUGGCUCAACGCUUGGGUCCUGAUUCCCGGCUGGGUCCAGACCGAUCUCGGCAACGCUGGUGCUCGGGGCCUGGGGCUGGAGAAGGCGCACAUUGGCGUUGAUGAGUCGUGCGAUGGUAUGAUGCGGGUUCUUGCGGCGGCGAGCAAAGAGAAGUAUGGUGGCAAGAUGGUGGCGUAUGAUGGCGACUUCCCGGGGUGGUAG
Messenger RNA from Colletotrichum fioriniae, 744 nucleotides. RefSeq lists its product as uncharacterized. Gene Ontology annotation, cellular component: cytoplasm. The record is from RefSeq and is a predicted model, not a curated record. NCBI's taxonomy places the organism in Eukaryota, Fungi, Ascomycota, Sordariomycetes, Glomerellales, Glomerellaceae. Gene Ontology annotation, molecular function: alcohol dehydrogenase (NAD+) activity.